Messenger RNA from Solanum dulcamara, 544 nucleotides. RefSeq names its product ethylene-responsive transcription factor 3-like. The transcript has a single exon. Gene Ontology annotation, molecular function: DNA-binding transcription factor activity; DNA binding. The record is from RefSeq and is a predicted model, not a curated record. The coding region runs from base 93 to 521 and encodes 142 amino acids. Lineage: Eukaryota; Viridiplantae; Streptophyta; Magnoliopsida; Solanales; Solanaceae. Gene Ontology annotation, biological process: regulation of DNA-templated transcription.
AUCCCUUAAUACCACUAAGCUGCCAAAUCCCCUUUUUAUCACUCUCUGAUUCAUUUGCUCCUUUAAUCUUUUACAUAACUCUAAUCGUCCUGAUGGUCUUACAAAAUUCCAUCUACGACGGCACUUCUCUGAAAGAGACGCAAGGUGUUGGAAAAUUGAAGGAACUUCACUUUCGCGGCGUCCGGAAGCGGCCAUGGGGGCGUUACGCGGCGGAGAUUCGCGAUCCGUGGAAGAAAUCACGGCGUUGGCUCGGCACAUUCGACACUGCUGAAGAGGCUGCGUUAGCCUACGACGAGGCCGCACGGAGUCUCCGUGGACCCAAAGCCAAAACUAAUUUUGGGCCUAAUGGGCUUGUUUCCGGCCCACCAUUAAUUUCUUCAAUCAAGCUCCCGCAUUGGUGCUUUCAGGCCCAUGAAAAUCGGCCUGUUGGUGUUGAAAUGAAUGAGCAGGAGAGGAAGAAGAUGAAAACUGAGAAGAAACCUUUUUUGUUCGAUUUAAAUCUCCCUGCACCACAAUUCUAAGGUUGGAUCUAUUGAAAGAAAAA